AUGCCCCGAAAGGUCAGGGUUCCUGUACCCAAAGACAAGAGCCGUGAGACCCAGCAGCGCUCUCGAGCACGGCAUCGAGAAUAUGUCGCAGAUCUGGAGAAACGCAUUAGGGCCUUUGAACGCGAGGGUAUUCAAGCUACAGUAGAGGUGCAACAUGCUGCAAGGAUGAUGGCCAUCAAGAACGAGCGACUGCUUGCUCUGCUGGCCUUGCAUGGUGUUCAGCAGGAGGAAAUUGACACUUUUCUGGCCGAUGACGCAGAGUCCGGAGAUGCGAAUAAAGUCCCUUCGCAGUCCAGCACAAGUGAUGCGACAGCGCCUGGGCCUGAGUCAGCUCAUUGCCUGGCACAUAUCAGACGCUUGCAGAGCAAUACGAGAAAUGACACGCUGAGCCAGGGCAACCCUAGCGGUCAUAGCCUUCCCGCGUCACACCGAUUAGUCUGCAAACCGAUCUCGGGACAGGCUCAAGACACGACGAUACGGCACGAGAUGUCAUCCAGGAAUGCGACGAAUGAGACAACGUCAUGCGAGGCUGCUGCAACGAUUAUCGCCAGUCUCCGCGGUCAUGGGGACAUCGACGAAGCUCGCCAAACACUUGGCUGCGGAGACAAGUCAUCAUGCUCUGUCAAGAACAUGGAUUUAUUUCAGCUCAUGAACGAGGUGCCCUGA
Molecule: messenger RNA, 666 nt
Organism: Neoarthrinium moseri
Lineage: Eukaryota; Fungi; Ascomycota; Sordariomycetes; Amphisphaeriales; Apiosporaceae
Exons: 2
Coding region: 1-666 (221 amino acids)
Source: RefSeq, a predicted model, not a curated record